Molecule: messenger RNA, 1549 nt
Organism: Theobroma umbraticum
Lineage: Eukaryota; Viridiplantae; Streptophyta; Magnoliopsida; Malvales; Malvaceae
Product: peroxisomal (S)-2-hydroxyacid oxidase GLO4-like
Molecular function (GO): FMN binding; oxidoreductase activity
Source: RefSeq, a predicted model, not a curated record
CUCUUCGUUAGUGCUCUACUAACAUAAAGAUUCGUUUUCAUGCAAAUAGUUAGGCAUGAUUAAGGGAACUAGAAAAGGUACAACACUAGAGAUUUUAAUCAUCCGAGUUCAUUUAAAAUUAAGAAAUUGUUGCGCACAAUCGGCUCUACCUUCACAUAAUAAGAAUUCUGGAUCUCUUAAGAAAAAGAACACAAGAAUUCUGGUGAGGCUGUCUGCUCGCAUAGUGUUAGUUAAAGCCAGAUAAACCAGAAAGUUCAAACAUGACUGACGUCCAUGUUUCCAGGAAAAUGGUAGCAGAACCUGUUAACGUCAAUGAAUUCCGAGAAUUAGCAAGGCGAGCCCUUCCAAAAAUGUACUAUGAUUUCUACAAUGGAGGAGCAGAGGACCAAUACACCUUAAAAGAGAAUGAGGAAGCGUUCGCCAAAAUCGUUAUUCUGCCUAGAAUUCUUCGAGAUGUGAGCGGCAUUAAUUUAUCAACUACAGUAUUGGGUUACAAUAUCUCAAUGCCAGUUAUGAUUGCCCCAACUUCUAUGCAUAAGCUGGCAAACCCUGCAGGAGAGAUUGCAACGGCCAGAGCAGCAUCUGCCUGUAAAACAAUAAUGGUUUUAUCCAACUCAUCUACCUGCACAUUGGAGGAAGUAGCUGCCUGCUGCAAUGCUGUUCGCUUCUUCCAAUUAUAUGUGUAUAAGAGACGGGAUAUAUCAGCUAAGCUGGUGCAGAGAGCUGAAAUUAAUGGAUAUAAGGCUAUUGUCCUAACUGCUGAUAGUCCAAGAAUUGGUCGAAGGGAGGCAGACAUUAAGAAUAAAAUCGUUGUACCGCAGCCGAAGAACCUGGAGGGUCUAUUAUCAACUAAAUUUGUUUCUGAUAGAGGUUCGGGUGUAGAAGCUCUGGCCAAUGGGACUAAUGAUCCUUCUUUCUGUUGGGAGGACAUCCCAUGGUUGAAAUCUAUUACAAACUUGCCAAUUCUGAUCAAAGGAGUGCUCACUCAUGAAGAUGCAAUAAAGGCUCUGGAAGUAGGUGUUGCUGGGAUUAUUGUCUCCAAUCAUGGAGCUCGUCAGCUAGAUUAUUCUCCUGCCACUAUUUCUGUUCUGGAAGAGGUAGUUCAUGCUGUUGGAGGAAAAGUUCCUGUUUUCCUUGAUGGAGGAGUGCGGCGAGGAACAGAUAUUUUCAAGGCAGUGGCCCUGGGUGCACAAGCUGUCUUAGUUGGAAGGCCAGUUCUCUAUGGACUUGCAGCGAAAGGAGAAUAUGGAGUCAGACAAGUCCUUGAAAUGCUCAUGGAUGAGCUUGAACUAACUAUGGCCCUCUCUGGUUGUUCCAGUGUGAAAGAAAUUACUAGGAGCCAUGUCAGGACCAAACAUGAGCAGCUCCUCUCAAUGCUUUAAUAUUUAUCCAGAAGAAACAAAUUUCCAGGAGAUGGAUUAUGUCAGUAAUUUAUUUGGUAUCAAAUAAGUGGAAGCCUUCCCUUAACAAGGCUGUUACUAAGAAUGACUCGUACUAGUGUAGUUUCCACUUUCCAGUAGUGAAAGGAUGUUUGCUGACUUUACACCUA